AUGAUAUUCGCUCCAGGCUCAAAGCUUCUUGCAUACCAUGGUCCUUUGAUCUAUGAAGCUAAAGUGCUCCUAUCUUUCCAGGCCGGAAACACGUUUGUAGAAGACCUGGAAGGUAAACAUCUACCUGUGCCUGAUAAAUUGGGGCCCGAGUUGAGACUGACUAAUGCAUAUUUCCUCCACUAUAAAGGCUGGAAACCCAAAUGGGACGAAUGGGUUGAGCAACUGAGAGUCAUGGAGUGGAACGAGGAAAAUGUCAAGAUCCAGAAAGAACUUAAGCAGAAGUUGACAAGACCACCUCCACCUCCAUCACCAGUGCAACCUCCUGCAUCUCAGACUCUGGCUAAUUCUCAAUCUCAGUCAACCUUGUCAAUAACUCUUAACGGGAAGAGAACCCUGGCAUCCACGUCUGGGACGGGGAACUCUAAUAAUAAGACACGUCCUACCUCGGCUCCUCCGUCCAAACGGAAACGAACAUCGAAUUCUUCAGCACCAGCGUCCGCAUCGUCGUCGACGUCAAACAAUAGCCACCACUCUUCUUCUUCUAAUUCUUCAUCCGUAGCUUCCAUAAGUCUUCCGAUAUCGUCGAGGAUUAAGUAUAUCUUGGUAGAUGACUGGGAAAAUAUAAGUAAAGAAAAGACGCUAGUAAGUAUACCGUCUGCGGUGCCAGUGUCUACAAUAAUUGCGGACUACAGAAGCCAUAAGAUAAACCGGAAUCCGGAAAAUUCCAAGAGGUCUAAUAUUGCUACCCUUGACGAGAUUUUGCUGGGACUCGAGCAAUACUUCAACAAGUCCUUAGGGCUUAUUCUACUCUAUAAAUUUGAACGAUUACAGUAUCUCAAGGUGCUAAAUCUGGAUGAUUUGCAGGGGAAGCCCAUGAGCUCCAUAUACGGAGUAGAGCAUCUACUAAGGCUCUUUACCGCCUUGCCUGGCCUCAUUGCUCAAACUACAAUGGAUCCUGUUAGUAUCAACACUUUAAUUGAUGAAUGUAAAGAAUUGCUAGAGUACAUUGAUGAAAAUUUGGGAAACUACACUAAUGGAUACGUCAACGUUUCGCCCAAUUACGAAAACCUAGCCCAUUGA
This is a messenger RNA of Dujonia railenensis, 1080 nucleotides long. NCBI's taxonomy places the organism in Eukaryota, Fungi, Ascomycota, Pichiomycetes, Serinales, Debaryomycetaceae. The record is from the annotation of a GenBank genome assembly.